AUGGCCUACCAUGACAGGCCAUGCCAUGCGCUGCUGCCAUGCUCGACCCUCGACGCCAUCCAUGAGUCCAUGCUCAUCUUCUCGCUCUAUCGCUCUUUGUGUACGGAAUAUCUUGCUGUGUAUCUCUACCGGCUGGGGGACUGCCGAGUGUAUCCUUCUUCGCCUUCGCCUUGCCCACUCACACCUCCUUCAGGCAUCUCCUCAAAAACAUCCGACUGGUCCAUCCGUCAGUCAGCCAGUUACAUAAUCGUCUUCUCUUUUUCAUGUCCAUCUCCAUCUCCAUCCUCAUCGUCGUCGCUACAUCUGACAGAAGGAAAAAUGCACUCGCUCAUGGAUGGGAUGGCUGAUGCUGACGCUGCUGCUGCUGAUGCCGAUGGCUCAGGUGAAAGGGGGACAGUCCGCCAAAAGAAAGAAAAGAAAGAAAGAAAGGCCAUCGCUUAA
This is a messenger RNA of Nannizzia gypsea CBS 118893, 441 nucleotides long. RefSeq lists its product as hypothetical. The record is from RefSeq and is a predicted model, not a curated record. Lineage: Eukaryota; Fungi; Ascomycota; Eurotiomycetes; Onygenales; Arthrodermataceae. The transcript has 2 exons. Bases 1 to 441 code for a protein of 146 amino acids.